UAGCUGCUGCCUUUUCAAACAGCCAGCUGGAGGCUAGCUGCGUGGACCUGUCAUGGUGCUGAGGUGUCUCUACUGACGGAGGAGAUGGGGGACAACGAUGGAGAGGACGCGAGGGACACACCUGAGGACUCAGCUGAGGACACACCUGAGGACACGUAUGAGCUUCCUAUGGAGAUUAUCGUUUACAUCCUGAGUUUCCUUCAUGCGUCGGACAGGAAGGAGGCGUCGCUCGUCUGCCGCAGCUGGUACAGCGCCAGCCAGGACCUGCGCUUCCAGAGGAACGUCACCUUCUGCUUCCCGGCCUCCGCCUCCUCCCUGGAGCUGGUCCGGUCUCUGGGCAACAAGUCCUGCUGCAGCCUGAUAAUCAGCCAACUCGAUGGCUUCAGCAUGUCCAGAUCGCUGCUUCUGGAGGUGGGUCAGAGUCUGGGCUCCAAACUGGAGAGCUUGGCCCUGCCUGGGAGCAGCGUGACCGAGACCUCCCUGCUCGCCCUCCUCCCCUGCCUCACCUCCCUCCGCAGGCUGGACCUCAGGGGCCUGGACAGCCUCUUCAUGUCUGGAGCGUUCCUCUCCAGGGAGGAGCACCGACUGCAGGUCAGCUCUGCUCUGUGUGGCCUGGAGGAGCUGGACCUGUCCGACCUGCGCUACCUCUCCGACCUCACCUUCAAUCGGCUGACCAGCUGCACCCCCCGCCUCCGCCGCCUGUCGCUGGCCGGAUGCCACAUCGCUUUCGAGUUCGACCCGUAUCGGGGGUGCCCGGUGGGGGCCGUGGAGGACUCGUCUGCGUUACUGUCGCUGAGGAACUUGAAGCGUUUGUUGACGGAGCAGAGGUCCACACUCGUGGUUCUGGACCUCAGCAGAACCUCCAUCACGCCCGAGUCUCUACGCACUGUCGCACAGGUUCAGGGUCUGGUCUUGGAGGAGCUGUGCCUCCAGGGCUGUAAGGAGCUGACCAACUACUCCGUGGAGGCUCUGGUGAAGCACCAGCCGAGCCUUCAGAGACUGGACAUCAGCGGCUGCACUGAGCUGACCAGCAGGUCCGUGGAGGCUGUAGCUCAGGGCCUGAAGUCUCUGACGCACCUCUCCUUGUCCCGCGACUGGAGGAUCACUGAGAAAGGCCUCGCCGAGCUGCUGUCCGUGUCGACCCUGAAGAGUCUGGAUCUGUCCCAGUGUCUGCACGUCAGCGGCUCAGAGAUGGUGAAAGGCUUGAGGGAGUCUGGUGCUAGCAGAGCUCAGCUGGAGAAGCUCAGCCUCAAGAGCUGCACCUACAUCAGGGAUCUUGCAGUUUUCAAUCUCACCCAGCUUCUCGGGGAUACUCUCUGUGAGCUGGACCUGACCUCAUGCGUCAACGUGACAGACCUGUCUGUGCGCGCUAUCGCCACCUACCUGCACAGGCUGGUGGUCCUGAGGCUCGUGUGGUGUAAAGAAGUGACAGACUGGGGUUUGCUGGGGAUGGUGGAAACGACCAAGUGUGAACCUGAGGAGGAGACGGAAGACAAGGGUCCCAGGUUCACCCGAACCUUUGGCAACAUGGGCUUCUUCAAGCCGCCUCGUUUACCCUUUGAUGAGCGACCCAAGCUGGUGACACAGAACGACCUGGAGCAGUUCAAGCAGCAGGCCGGGGCGUCGCUGUUAGCUCUGAGCCGGCUGCAGGAGCUGGACCUCUCCGGCUGCUGCAAGCUCACUGACAGCAGCAUCACACAGGUGGUGCACCACCCGGACCUCCGACGUCUGUCUCUGUCCAUGCUGCCAGAGAUCAUUGACGACAGCUUGGUGUCGGUAGCCUGGCGCUGCCGCAGCCUCACCAGCCUGAGUCUCAGCAACUGCCCGGGCAUCAGCGACCGCGGGGUGGCAGAGGCUGCACCGUUCCUGCACAGACUCCAGCAUCUCUACCUCUCCGGUUGUAGUAAGAUCACGGACCGAUCCUUGUUCCACCUGGCGAAGCACUGCAAGCGUCUGAGGACUCUCGACAUCUCACGCUGCAAAAACAUUUCCAUAGCAACGAUGGACCUCCUCCAGUCCCAGUUUCCCUUCCUGGAGAAUGUCCAGUACAAAUUCAUAGGUGGGGCUGAUCCCACUCUGACACUCUGAGCGACCACUGGACAUUUCAAUAACAAAGAUUCUGCUCCGUGAUUGAGCUUCUGCACAUUUCAGCAAUUUGCACAAGAACUGAUGUAAGAGUUGAUUUAAGUUAUAAAUUAUCGGCCAGGAACAAACCAAUGAGGAAAACGUAAAGUUUGACUUGUGUAUAUGUUCUUGUAUGUUGCUUGGAUUCAAACCAUAGACUGUUUGUAAAAGAUGCAUCUCUAUUAUACGCAGAUGAUGUAAUUUGGCUCCAGUCUGCGGAGUAGCGAUUGAUGGAUGGAACAUUGUACCCUGUUUUUACAUUUUCAAAUAACUUAUUAACGAAAACACGGACAUCAUAUGGGGAGAACAACCUAAAAUCACAGAAACCAUCUUUGAAAAGAAUUUAUUCUAUGUUAAUCUUUGAGUUUUUAGUUUGACCCAUGCCUAUCUGCUACCGUGGCUGGGUUUAUGACCUAUACUGCAAUCGAACACCAGGGGGCGAUCAAGGCGCUCUGGGUUGCAAGAAGUAUCCAAAGAAAUCAAGAGAAAUCCUGUGAAGUGAAACAUAGCUCCUGAAGAAAGAAGAAAAUAUUCUCAGUGUCUAAUGUGAAUGAGAAUUGUUUUCUGGCACAUUUGUAUCGAGAUGGUAAAUUAAUUCCAUAUUUUCUGCUUGUUAUAUUGUAGAUUAAGAAGUUUAUUUUAACAUUCUUACUUAAUUAUUAAUAUAUGUAAUAAAGUGAAUAUAUAUUUACCUAUAUAGAAAACAUUUUACAUUUGAUUUGAUUUUGUUCAAUGUCAUUUCAAUGUUUUCUCUUUGACGUUGACCAAUUUUUUAAAAUUUUGCUUUGACUUGACUUGAAUUUAAAUGCCGACUCUUGUCCACUGUAGCUUCAACAACGUGCUUUUGAUUUUUCAACAACAACAAAGGUAGAAGUGUAGAUCAAAAUGUUGAUUUUUAUAAAUAAACCAUGAA
Messenger RNA from Limanda limanda (common dab), 3037 nucleotides. It is a transcript of the gene fbxl9, whose product is annotated as F-box and leucine rich repeat protein. The transcript is spliced from 11 exons. Gene Ontology annotation, molecular function: protein binding. The record is from RefSeq and is a predicted model, not a curated record. Bases 85 to 2088 code for a protein of 667 amino acids. Gene Ontology annotation, cellular component: SCF ubiquitin ligase complex. Gene Ontology annotation, biological process: SCF-dependent proteasomal ubiquitin-dependent protein catabolic process. NCBI's taxonomy places the organism in Eukaryota, Metazoa, Chordata, Actinopteri, Pleuronectiformes, Pleuronectidae.